AUGCCAAUGCCGAUCUCACUCUGCUUAUACAUUGGACUCAACUAUGGCACCGUUAGUGGAAGUAUCGAUCUCACACAGUCCAUGAAGCUUGAGUUCCUGAGCUUCGAGGGCCAGUUUCCCUAUUUUGAAGACUGGACAAUGCCUUUGUCGACACGUUCCGUUGCUUUUGAUUUCGAUUUGACAGUACAACAGUGUUGUGAGCUUCUCAAAGCAAACCCAAAUUUGAAGAAACUUAGAGCUGUCGAUAUACUUCUUAAGUACAACAACAAGGACCGUUCUAUCAUUUCCCAUAACCUCGAGCAACUUCGUUUCCUCACACUCGACAAUGGAGCCGUUGGUGGAAUUCUUAGUCUCGCGCAGUCUCCAAAGAUUGAGCAUCUGAGCCUAGGAGGCAUACGUCUUCUCCGAUUUAAAAGGGAGCCAGCACUUUUGUCGGCACGUUCAGCUCUAUUCGAUAUAACUUCAAUUCGCACUGUACAACAGUGCCGUAAAUUUCUCGAGGCCACUCCGAACUUGAAGAGCCUUCAGCAUAACGAGAUACGUGGACCGACUCACGAUGAGGACAGCCCCGUCAUCUUGCAUAACCUCAAUCGCCUCAGUUUGUCGGGUCCAGCUCCACAUCUGUUAAUUGAUAAGCUGGCUCUUCCUGCUUUGACAGAGCUUGACUACCGAGAUCUCGAAACCUGGAAUGGCGGAGAAAUUUUAUCGACCUUUAUCCAACGUUCUUUGCCACCGUUAACCAGUCUGGUGAUUGGUGGCAACUGUGCAGAUGAAGAUACUAUUAUCUCUAUCCUCCCUCUUCUUCCUCUGCUUAAAAUGCUUAAUUUGUUUGCUUGCACUAUCUCAGCACAACUCUUCGACAUUCUUUCAAUACCAGGAGAUCCAAACGCAGUUCUUCUCGCUCAGGAUACAAGCGAUCGAAUUACGUGUCCUGAUAUGAGACACUUCAGCCUAUACAACUACAUUGUUGUAGGGGAAGCGCGCGAAUGUGCCAAUGCUUUAUGCACCAUGCUGGAGUCUCGCUGGAAUGUUUUGAGGCUGUGGGACGAUUUGGUUGAUAUCCAAGGGACUCGUUACCCAUUUUUUGCUUCUGAUCGCAGAAGAUUGCGGCGUCACAUCCGAGAAGGGAGACUCUUUCGCGCUAGAUGCUCCAGCUAUAGCAUUCCAGAUUAG
This is a messenger RNA of Fomitiporia mediterranea MF3/22, 1173 nucleotides long. RefSeq lists its product as uncharacterized. The record is from RefSeq and is a predicted model, not a curated record. NCBI's taxonomy places the organism in Eukaryota, Fungi, Basidiomycota, Agaricomycetes, Hymenochaetales, Hymenochaetaceae. The coding region runs from base 1 to 1173 and encodes 390 amino acids. The transcript has 2 exons.